Messenger RNA from Spinacia oleracea (spinach), 1826 nucleotides. Its product is annotated as 26S proteasome non-ATPase regulatory subunit 13 homolog A. Gene Ontology annotation, biological process: ubiquitin-dependent protein catabolic process. The transcript has 6 exons. The record is from RefSeq and is a predicted model, not a curated record. Bases 220 to 1380 code for a protein of 386 amino acids. NCBI's taxonomy places the organism in Eukaryota, Viridiplantae, Streptophyta, Magnoliopsida, Caryophyllales, Amaranthaceae. Gene Ontology annotation, cellular component: proteasome regulatory particle, lid subcomplex; cytosol; nucleus. Gene Ontology annotation, molecular function: structural molecule activity.
UAGUCCACCAUCUCUAAGCCCAACCCAAAACUCUUGCAAGAUUCUUUUCUUUGAGCGUAAGAAACUUAUACAAGAAUUUAAAUAAAAAAUAGAAACAAAUUCCUUUUUCUCCUCACAGUGUUCUCGGUGGUUCUUCAUUUCCUGCUCAUUUUGCUUCGUCUUUCCCACCACCCAGAAUUUUCUACAGUAGAGAAGAGAAAGUUGAGAGAAAACUCGACGAUGUCGGCGAUUGAGUACUUGGAAGCAGUCAACAGUUCGAAUCCAGAGCUUGGCGAUUGGUACAGUUCUUUCGCACAUCUGUAUACCAAGGAGCUAUGGCAUCAACUUACUGUCGAGCUCGAGAAGUUCAUCGCUCUCCCCGUCUUCCAGACUGGUGAUGCCCUGAUACCAUUCUAUCACAAUUUCAUCACUGACUUUGAGACAAAGAUAAAUCUUCUUAAGCUUGCUCAUUUUACUGUCAUAGUAUCCCGACAGUAUGCGGAGAAAGAAGCAGCUAUUGGUUAUCUUGAAGGGGUGAUUGAAAAGCUUCAUGCUACAAAGGAGAAUCGUAUAGAGGAACCUGUCCUCUAUGUAAAGAUGCAGAUUGCUUUGCUUAAGCUUGAGCAAGGGGAACACAAAGCUUGCAAGAAGCUCUUGGAAGAUGGAAAAACCACACUUGACAGCAUGACUGAUAUUGAUCCAUCAGUUUAUGCUAGUUUCUAUUGGGUCUCAUCUCAGUACCAUAAAGCACGCCAGGAGUUUGCUGAGUUCUACAAAAGUGCUCUCCUUUAUCUUGCUUACACAUCAGUGGAAUCUCUUUCCGAAUCAUUCAAGCUGGACUUGGCUUUUGAUCUUUCAUUGUCUGCACUGUUGGGAGAGAAUAUCUACAACUUCGGAGAGCUACUUGCCCAUCCAAUUUUGAAGUCUCUUCUCGGGACAAAGGCCGAGUGGCUUUACUAUAUCCUGCAAGCAUUUAAUAGUGGCAACUUGAUUCGAUAUCAAGAACUAUGCAAUGUGCACAAAGAUGCUUUGAAUGCACAACCAGCAUUGGUUGCUAAUGAAAGAAAGCUUUUGGAGAAGAUAAAUAUUCUCUGCUUGAUGGAAAUCAUCUUCAACCGACCUGCAGAAGACCGAACAAUUCCUUUGAAGGUCAUCGCUGACCGCACUAGGCUGUCUAUCGAAGAUGUUGAGUAUCUUCUCAUGAAAAGUCUCUCUGUUCAUCUUAUUGAGGGAAUCAUUGAUCAAGUUGAGGGGACAGUUCAUGUAUCCUGGGUGCAACCAAGAGUAUUAGGGAUUCCGCAAAUCACGGCUCUGCGUGCCCGGCUCGAUAAUUGGCUGGGGAAAGUACACACCACGUUGUUGUCUGUUGAAGCUGAAACACCAGAUCUGAUCGCGUCAUAGUUUCUGAUGUGCGGAGAAGCUUCUAGAACUAAUUCAUAGCCUGCUCACAAAAUCACAUGAUGCUGCAUCAGUUAGUGCACCUGAACAUAUGAUCUUGUUAAUUUGUUAGAAGAAUGCAAGGCCUCUGAUAUGAUCUUCUAGGUAUAUACAUGAUGUUACACCCUCUGGAAUUCACUCAAUAUUUUGAAAAUCAAUACUGAAACUACUGCUGCGAAUUCACGUCUUUUGUAUGUGAAGGAGUUGGUUUCUUGAGAUCCCAGUAGUUGCUUUUUUGUUAAACAAACAUGCACAAGUUCUCUCAAUGAAGCUGCAAUUGAUUUUUAGGUUGUUCAUAUUCACUUCCUUUCCUUAACAGAAUUACAUUGUUAGUUUGUUUCAGAACAGAUAAUCUGCACACCUUUUCAUUUAUGUGAAAAUAGCAGCAGAUUGAUACUCGAGUUUGUUAA